Belonocnema kinseyi is the source of this 4107-nucleotide messenger RNA. RefSeq lists its product as uncharacterized. The transcript has 11 exons. Bases 595 to 3075 code for a protein of 826 amino acids. The record is from RefSeq and is a predicted model, not a curated record. Lineage: Eukaryota; Metazoa; Arthropoda; Insecta; Hymenoptera; Cynipidae. Gene Ontology annotation, molecular function: DNA-binding transcription factor activity, RNA polymerase II-specific; RNA polymerase II cis-regulatory region sequence-specific DNA binding. Gene Ontology annotation, biological process: regulation of transcription by RNA polymerase II.
UGGACUACGAGGGACGCGUCAACAAGAGCACCACGCUCCGAAUCCCACAUAGCUCCGGCCGUGAAACGCCCGUGGAAAAGGAUCUUGAAGCUCCGUUCCAGGAAGGCUCGGCCUCGAGGAGGCGUCUCCUGAUAACAGGAGGAACUCGAAUAUUUGUGCAAUAGUCAAAAAGUGAAUUGAUUUAAACAAUUAUUAUCGAUUCGUGGAUUUAGAAGUGAGUGCAUUUGCGGGUCGAGGACUCUGCGCUGGCGCGCCAAUGGGUGCCACUUUCUCGAGACUGAAAAAAAUUGAUUGAUAAUUGCUUUAAGCGGGAAAGAUGUCAAAUUUCAGGUCUUAUAAUUUGUGACCUUUGUGGCGUAAUAACGUUUCUGGUGCACAGUUUUGAAACUAACCUCAAAAUUUGAGCAGAAAGUGUACAUACCAGACUCCAGGAUGGCAGCGGCGAAGCUCGAACCCAAGGCUGACUUCUUCCACCUGGAAAUUUUUCUUGGAACUCCUCUCUUCGACUAGUAUCUGAAUGUCUUCAAAUUUAUUUCUUCUUAACGUGAAAGAAGAACCAGAAGAUCUUGUUUUUUGUUUUCUGCAGUUUUCAUAAUGAACGGGAGUCCCGAAGUGAUCAAGGGCGAUCAGGACGAAAUCGACGAGCAGCAUGAUCCCCUGCAGUUGCAAUCCCAGCAGCAGGAUGGGUCAGAGCAGCAACAUUUGGACCAACAGCAACAGAAUGCCCAGCCUCAAAUUCGCUUUUUAAGCGCCAAUGUCCUCCAACAAUUGCAGCAACAACAACAACAGCAACAAGAUGCUCAACAACAAGCACAGCAUCAACCACAAGUUAUCACGCUACAGCAGUUGCAAAAUUUCGUGCCUUUACAAACACAACAGCAGCAACAUGAUCAACAGAGGGCACAGACCAUUUCUGUCCAGGCCCUGCCACAGCAAUUUUUACAGAAUGCCCAGUUGAUGAAUAAUCAUGCCCAGCUUCAGCAACAGCAGAACCAGCAGCAAGCCCAGCAAUCACAGCAGCAGCAACAGCCCCAACAACAACAGCAACUCAGCUAUAGUAUGAUCCCACAAAUGCAAACUGUGAAUAUUGAUGGACAGGAAGCUUUGUUUAUUCCUCAUUCGGCAAUGUCAGGAAUGACUGGUCAUCAUCAAACGCAACCGACGAUGCAAUUCACGACCUCUGGAGGACAAGUGCAGCUUGGUGGUCAACAAGUUCAGUUAUCAAAUGGACAAACUAUCAUUACACCUCAGCCACUGAAUCUCUUAAGAGGACCUGGCGUUUUCCCUACGUCGAUAAUUCAAAAUAUUGGCGGGCAAACUGUUCAGUUGCCAUCAGGGCAAAGUGUUCAAGUGAGACCGCUGCAAUUUCCGAUGCAACAGCUUCAGCAAACAGUACCUGUUCAAGUCCCAGUCACUGCCAGCAAUGGGCAAACAGUUUAUCAAACUGUUCACUUUCCAGUGCAAGCUCUAUCCAGUGUGUUCAAUAUGCCAACGACGCAGAUGAUUCCUCAGCUUACACAGCAAUUCCCUCAAGUAGCCCAAAUCAUUACACCGAAUGGUCAACUUCAGCAAGUUCAAAUUGCAAAUCUUUCACAACUGCAAGGCUUACAAGGUCAGCAAGUGGCACAACAAGUUGCUCAGCAAGUGGCACAGCAACAAGCGCAACAACAAGUAGUCCAGCAACAAACGCAACAACAAGUAGUUCAGACAGUUCAACAACAACAGCAACAAGUGGCUCAGGCUCAAGCACAGGCUCAGCAACAGCAGCAGCAACAGGUUCAGCAAGUAGUUCAACAAGUCAUCCAACAGCAACAGCAGCAGCAGCAAGUCCAACAAGCACAGCAAGCUUCGGCUUCGACUCCAGCUUCGACAGUUUCCACGUGGAGUUCGAGUGUGAGCGGUCCUAAUAAUGUUCAGGUUGUGGGACUUGGACAACUAGGAAGACCAGUUGGUAAUAGUACGAAUGUGCUGACGACGAAAGACGGCCAAAAAAUAGAGGUACAGACGCUCUCGACGAUAACGAGGGCGCCUGAGUCGGCAGACGGUGAUAUUAAGCUAACUAGUAUCGACGCUAGUCAAUUGGCGAAUGGUCAGGUUAUACACAUCCCUGCUGCCCAAACAUCUCAAAAUUCCAUGCAACCCAUCACGUUAACAGGAGCCCAGGGUCAGCAGCUGACCUUAAUUCCUGCGUCGGCUUUGCAGUCCUUGGCACAACAGGGAGGCAUGAUGCGAGGGGUGAAUGUUGGUGGUCAAGUGAUGCAAAUCCAACAGAAUCCAGGGAUAAACACAGCAAAUGGUUUCCUGCAGUCGAUUCCUGUGCAGAAUAUUCCCGGACUGGGAAACGUCCAAGUGAUACCCGCGAGUGCCCUCCAGCCCCAGGCAGUUCAAACCUUGCCAGCUGCCAAUGGAGCUCCCAUCGUCGCCACGCACUUGGAUAAUGCUGAUCCAACUAAGUGGCAGAUUCUUCAAACGAUACAAUCCAACGGGACGAUCUCUUCUCCGGCUUCAGGGUCCCAUCAGCAUCAAGUAAAUAAUACCUCGAAUAUCAGUGGGGAUACAGACUCUAGCAAGCAGCACCGAAGGAGGGUAGCUUGCACAUGUCCAAACUGCGGUGACGGAGAUAGGAACAGAGAUAUGACACGAAAACGGCAACACGUGUGUCAUAUAGCCGGAUGCAAUAAAGUUUACGGUAAAACGAGUCACUUGCGAGCUCAUUUAAGAUGGCACACAGGAGAGCGGCCUUUCGUCUGCAGUUGGAUCUUUUGCGGCAAAAAAUUCACGAGAUCGGACGAAUUGCAACGUCAUCGAAGGACACAUACCGGCGAAAAAAGGUUCUCGUGUCCCGAGUGUACGAAAAAAUUCAUGCGCUCCGAUCACCUUACGAAACACAUCAAGACGCACACGAAGAUCCGCAGUACUGAGGCCGCUACUUCGACGCAGGAAGGCUCUUCUGACAGCCAGUCUUCAAACGAAGAAAAAAUAAUGAUCUCGCUUCAUAAAGAACCUGAGCACGGAGAUAUAGUUAUAGCGGAACCAAUCGACAUUGUAGAUACUCAAUCUGUUUCAAACGAGUAAAGAAAUUCUAACGUUCGAAUUCCCACCUUUCCUUUUUGGAGAAUUCUAUGAACGGGGCUCGAUUUAGUAUACAGCCAAAGCAGCCCUUUAAAUGGCAUUUUUUUAUUUUUGUAAACACUUUUGAUCUUAUGUUUUCCCGUGAAGAUCGGGUUUAAUAAUUUGAUACAAAGACAGGAGAAUCUGUUAGGCACUUUCUACUAUUACGGAAAUUUUCGCAAUCUUACAAUUAAAAUAUGAAACAUGAGACUGAAUAUGUUGACUACAGAUUUUCAUGUCUGCAUUUAAUGUCUAGAUGAAUUCGUUGAAGCCUAGGCAGCUAAAAGAAAAAAUCGCUUUGUCAAGUUUUACUCUUGAGGGCUACACAAAAACUACGCCACGGCAUUUUUAUACUAUUCCCUUCUCGAAAAGGUGACAUCCCCCCCCCCUCUCCAAACAUGACGUGGUUUAUGAACAGCCCUUUAUUAUUUCUUAUCUCGUUUCCGUGAAAAUGCCUGAAUAAUUAAUAUUAAUUUUCAAGGUUGGAAGGUUAUUUUACUUCUUUUUUUUUCUUCGAAAUUUUAUAUUUAAAAAAUGGAAUAUGUAAACCGUUUAAAGGGUUGCAAAGGGUUGCCAAAUGAUGUUGCAAAAAUCAAUGCAAAAAUAUCAUGACAAUUUUAGAAUGUAAUCUGCGUAUUUUGUAAAAAAAAAACUUAUUGAAAGAACUGUUUACAGGGAAUGUCUACGCAGUAGAAGAUAUAUAUUUUUUUAACGAAGGAGCGUAUACUGUAUAAAAUGUACAUAGUGUAUAUGAAUGUAAAAGAGUUUUGCACAAGAAAAUUUUACACUUUUAAAUGGAUUUCAACAAUGCGAUCGGUACUAUAGGUUUAAAUUUUUUCCACCCAGAAGUAUUUACUGAGUAGAUUCAGUGUCGUAAUAGUGUAAUAUUUUCCGCAGUGCUACAGGAUUAUACUCGAGCACGCGAGAUAAUGAGGUACUGAAUAUUGUUAAAUGAAAUAAUAUAUUGUUAUAAAAUAAAGAUAUAUUAACUCAAAA